Lathyrus oleraceus (garden pea) is the source of this 576-nucleotide messenger RNA. Its product is annotated as leucine-rich repeat extensin-like protein 1. The record is from RefSeq and is a predicted model, not a curated record. Lineage: Eukaryota; Viridiplantae; Streptophyta; Magnoliopsida; Fabales; Fabaceae. The coding region runs from base 1 to 576 and encodes 191 amino acids. The transcript has a single exon.
AUGAUUCUGAAGGAUACUUCUGGGAUUGUCCAGUCUUCAAGAGUUUAUGGUAAGCUUCCUUCUGAUAACACUUAUUUAGAUUCUGAUUCAAUUUCUUCUAGAAUCUUACCAAUUCCUCCUCCAUCUCAAUCCACUAUUUCUGAACCAAUUCCAAUUCCACCACCAGAAUCAAAUCCACAAAUAUCAAAACCAAUCAUAGAAAUUCCAAAACCAAUACCUAAUCCCAUUAUAGAAACACCUGUUACAGAAAGUCCAAUAAAAACUCCUACAAUUUCUGCUCCUGUUUUAGAACAACAACAGAUACCACCACCAUUAUCUCCUUCACAGUUUCAAACUUCACCCAUCUCACCACCACCAAUUAUUUAUGCUCCCCAACCAAAUAAUCCAAAUUUUACAACACCUAGAACAUCUCAUGCAAGACGUGUUUCUGAAGGACAUGUUUCCGACGACACUCUUGAAGGAAUGUUCGACUUCGAACCAGAAAUCACUUCACCAGAAUCACCUCCCAUUAUUCAACCAUCACAUUCUUCCUUUUUGGUCCUGACUUUGAUGAGUCCAAAAUCAACCUCACCAUAA